UCUCUACAGUGUUUCUCUCUCGAGUCCAAUGUCCAUGUUGGAUAACGGGAAGGCAACUUUUCAGCAGAGCGCAGUAUAAUAAUGAGUCUGGCAGGAGCUGCAGGACGCGGGCAGUGGAGCGGCUCAGGCGGCGCGGCUUUAAGCUGCAACCCCCGCAAAUUCAGCGAGAAGAUCGCCCUGCAGAUUCAGCGGCAAGCCGAAGAUAUAGCCGCCUUCCAGGAGGUCAUGAUGGACAUCACCUCCACCAGGGUUCAGGCUCAGAAAGUCCGUCAGGCGAGGAGCUUGGCAUCAUAUUAUGGAGGAUCCCUGCCAAAUGUCAGUCAGAUAUCAGCAUGUCAAACCGGAAAUCAGAGCCAGUUCCUGUCUAAUCCAGAUUACAAUGUCACCCAGCAGCACCAUGUGAGGACAGAACAUGGCCAGAGAGAUCACAGACCUAGCAUCUAUGGCCGGCCAAACAGGAGACAUAUUGACAGCGCCCCCUAUCUCUCUGUCCACUUGUCUCCUCCAUCAGGCCCCAGCUGGCGGCGGAACUGGUUCGUCAGAUCUGCAAAUGAAAAAAGCCAGAUGGACCAGACUCCGAUGACGGCCCUUAGUAGGACUCGCUCAGACUCUGCCCUUCACACCAGCGUGAGGAUGACCUGCACCGGUGACCCGAAUCCUGAACAGGUCUUGACUGGAUGCUUCAAAAAAACUGGAACCCAGCUCUUUUCACCACCAGUACCUUUGAUUGAAGAGAACAUCCAGGAGGAAGGAAGGACUCCUAAAUUUCAGAAGAUACCGUCAGCAUUAUCUGCUUGUGACACUCCUGGAAAUCACAUAAGUGGCUCUCUGCCAGACCUCUCCAGUCUGUGUCUACCAUCUGCAGCAACCGAGGCUUCAAAAUUGCAACCCCAGAUUAACACCAACCCAACUAGCGGCGCCACCGACAUGCACCACCUACCCAGCAGUGCCUCACAUGAAGUCUCAACUGACAGUGAUUUUUCCCUGCCCAGUUUGUCAUCAUCUCUCCAGGCAAUGAUCAGUAAUCCGUCGCUUCAGUCAUCUCUCAGCAACCCUAAUCUCCAGGUGAUGCUUAGCAGCCCCUCGCUACAUGACUCUCUAAGCUCCACGUCCCUGUGCACAUCACUAAGCAGCUCGUCUCUGAAGUCCUCCCUUAGUAGCCAGUCUCUGCAGUCCUCCUUUAGCAGCUCGUCUCUGAGUAACCAGUCUUUCCGAUCAAUGGCUAGCAGUUACAGUAGUGGGAUCGGUGGAUCUCGCUCUUGCUCCUCAUCGUCUCUAUCCUGCUCACCGCGUACUAGUGGGCAGGUAACUCUGUCAAAUACAACUUCAUCAGUCAGGAGAAGCCAGAUUAGCCCAUUAAUGCUGCCCAGUGGUGAAGAACCUCUUUGGCAACAACCGACUCUGUCUCCUACACUCUCCUGCAUUAACCAGGGUAUUGCAUUAAACAGCACGAAAGGAAGACAAGAGGUUAAGCCACCACCAUAUCCUUACAGUCAGUUUCCUCUAACAGGAACUCCUAAGGUUCAUAAUUCUUCUCCGUCUUGGCAGCUUCAUCAUUCCGAGGGAUGGGAUCAGUGCAGACAAAGCCCCAGAUGGUGCCAACAGCAAGACCCAAAGCUGUUAAGCUCUCAGUGUAAACCACAACCACAUUUUAUGCAGCAUUUAAACCCACAAUGUCAAACACAUGACAACAUGCAGAGUUCAUAUCACCACACACCCCAGCAACAGCUAGACAAACAAACACCAACUGCACCACAGCAGUACCAACAGACUCAAAGUGAUCAACAAUCGCAGCAGCAACCUAUAGACUGUGCAUUGACUCCACGAUAUUUACCCCAACAUGCACAGCAAUUUCCACCACAGCAUCAACAGCAAUACCAGCAACUCAACCAAUGUGGCAAUCACCAGCUACAACUCAUAAACCAGAACCAGUUACACUACCGAAAUAAAGAUGAAGAUCCUCAGUACCAGCAACCUCUUCACCAUCCCACUGUCUUGGCAGCUCAAGAUGAAUCAUGGAACGAUCUAUUAAAUCAUCAAGACCCCUCUAAUAUUAAAAUACAAAGAUCUUUUGAGACGCAUAUGCAUUUGAAAGAACGGCCAAAACUUCAGUCCAAGAAGCUGGUCCAAGAAACUGAAAGAGAGAGAGCUCACAGCUCUAAACCAGUCCAUUCUGAGAAAGAGCUCCAGUUUAGUAAAAUGGCUUCAACCAGUUCACUGGAUAAUGAAUUCGGGCUUCACAAUAAAUCCUACACUGGCCUUCAGCUGACACCAAGCCAGACAGAAGCUCUCUCACAGAAGCUUGGCCAACUCCAAAAGGUCAACAGGAAUUCUGACUCCAAAUGUCAGGAUGUAGAGGGGAAACACCUGUGUGAUAUUGAGCACCUCAGGAACUCACCAACCCCGACUUACAGUGAUGUGUCCUGUAGUUUUCCCAGCAUCAGUUGUGCAGUACCACCUGACUGCUUGGAUGAUGUGAUUUCAGAGCUGCCAUUCUCAGUUCCAGAAUUUGACCUGGACUCCUUUAUCCUGGCAGACUGAAUUGUGAUGGAUUAUAGCUAAAUGCAAAUAUAAAGUAGUUUACAUUAGCAUUAGUAAUCAGAUUUAAAUGUACUAAAGGAGGAAGAUUAAAUAUUUAACGAGGGCCAUAAAACAUGGUUCACAGUGUAGUAGUAGAGGAAAUGGGCCUUAUGUACAGAAUUUGAAAUAGUUUACAAACCUUUAUUAAUAUUUCAGACUUUAUUUUAAAAUCAUUUUAAUGUUCAGUCUUACUUAUAAAGAAAAAAAAUAAUAACUUAAGUUACCUUUAAAGCUUGAAUAGUUCUGAACCAGUUUGGUCUAAUUGAUUGAUCACUGACUGCUUUCUUCAUGGCACCAACUUAAAUGAAAUGUCUAUAUAAAUGCUUUGCACUAUAAAACCAUAUUAAUGUAAAAUAUUUAAUAUUAAGCAUAUAUUAAAUAUAAAACUAACUCGUA
This is a messenger RNA of Clarias gariepinus (North African catfish), 2976 nucleotides long. It is a transcript of the gene crtc2, whose product is annotated as CREB regulated transcription coactivator 2. The coding region runs from base 82 to 2541 and encodes 819 amino acids. Gene Ontology annotation, cellular component: cytoplasm; nucleus. The record is from RefSeq and is a predicted model, not a curated record. Gene Ontology annotation, biological process: positive regulation of transcription by RNA polymerase II; protein homotetramerization. NCBI's taxonomy places the organism in Eukaryota, Metazoa, Chordata, Actinopteri, Siluriformes, Clariidae. Gene Ontology annotation, molecular function: cAMP response element binding protein binding. The transcript has 14 exons.